Messenger RNA from Rana temporaria (common frog), 1671 nucleotides. RefSeq names its product pantetheinase-like. Bases 108 to 1589 code for a protein of 493 amino acids. The record is from RefSeq and is a predicted model, not a curated record. NCBI's taxonomy places the organism in Eukaryota, Metazoa, Chordata, Amphibia, Anura, Ranidae. The transcript is spliced from 7 exons. Gene Ontology annotation, molecular function: hydrolase activity, acting on carbon-nitrogen (but not peptide) bonds, in linear amides.
GUAUUUACGUUUACAAGGUGUUUUUCCACACUGGAUCAAGCACUCAUUUCUGGAUACAACUUCCUGAAAGUUUAAUUUAUAGACUAGCUUUCUGCCCGACUUCCAUAAUGACUUUCCCUAUUUUUUUAUUUUAUAUUGUAUCCUGUGUAUACUUUAGUUAUGCUGAAGAGAAAUUCAUUGCAGCAGUCUACGAGCAUGUGCCCUUCUUUCCAAAUUCCAUACAGGCUCCUGUAUCGCAAGAGGAGGCUUUGUCUCUUAUGAACAAAAAUCUUGAUGUUUUGGAGACUGCAGUUAUAAGUGCAGCACAAAAGAAAUCACACAUCAUUGUGACUCCUGAAUAUGCUAUAUGUUGUUUUGGUUUGAGCCGAGAAGCAGUGUAUCCUUACCUUGAAGAUAUACCAGAACCUGCAGUUAACUGGACUCCAUGCAAUGAUCCACAAAGAUUUGGAAGAACACCAGUACAGAACAGACUAAGUUGCAUGGCCAAAAAGAGCCAUAUUUAUCUAGUGGCAAAUCUGGGAGACAAGAAACAAUGCAAUUCUAGUGAUUCCCGCUGUCCUGAGGAUGGGCAUUUUUUUUAUGACACCACCGUUGCAUUUGAUCCUGAGGGAAAGCUCAUAGCACGAUAUCACAAGUAUCACCUCUUUUUGGGGGAAAUGCAGUUCAAUGUCCCAGAGGAACCAGAAAUCAGUACCUUUAACACACCAUUCGGAAAGUUUGGAAUUUUUAUCUGCUAUGAUAUACUGUUUUAUAAUCCUGCUGUACCUUUAGUGAGUCAACACAAUGUAGAUACUAUUAUUUUUACUACAGCUUGGUUUAAUUUAUUGCCUCACUACAGCGCUAUUCAGUUUCAUUCAGCAUGGGCGAUGGCAAUGAGAACCAACCUUCUGUCAUCUAAUAUACACAACACCAGCUUGGGAAUGACCGGGAGUGGAGUGUUCUCACCAGAUAAACUUGGACCAUACUAUUAUAACAAAGAUCUAGAUGAAGGACAGCUGGUGAUAUCAGAACUGAGAUCCCAUCCAAGACAUAAUGCAAACUGUUCACUGGUCAGCUGGAAUUUAUUUGCAUCUAAAAUGAAUAAACCACUAUCAAAAAACAAAGUCUUCAGAGGAAAGGUUUUUCUAGAUGUAUUUAAUCUUACUGAACUGAAAGACUCCAAUGGGAAUGUUACAGUUUGUCAUAAUAAUCUUUGCUGCCACCUCAGCUACAGUAUGUUGGAGAAGAGGAAUGAUGAAGUAUAUGUGUUUGGGGCCUAUGAUGGCUUGCAUGGACCUCACCAAGUCUUUUAUGUAGAGGUGUGUACUUUACUAAAGUAUAACAGCCUUGAGUCGCUUGCUGAGGCUCCAGAAACUGCUUUCACCAAAUUUGAAUCAUUUUCUGUUGGCGGUACAUUCAACUCCUCUCAUGUGUUUCCAGAGGUUCUGCUAAGUGGUGUUAAACUGGCACCUGAACUGUUUGAGGUAUUAAACGAUGGGCGCUUAGUAAGCAAUGCAAAUAUAUCUUCACAUGCACUUCUCAGCGUCACUCUCCUGGGUAGAAAUUAUCAGAAGGAUCCAGAAGAUUUAAAUGUUUCUUUGCUGUCUUAAAAUAAUGGCUUAAAACAAUAACUGGAGGAAAGAUCAAUAUUAGCCAGUUUAAAAAAAAUAUUAAUAAAUCUAUUAUCUAUUA